AUGCCGCCGAAACGUAUGACAGCGAACCCAUUGGCACCUAUACGCUACCGUCCAGGCAAAGCCGUCGGUCAGGAAGAGUCGUCAUCAGAAGAGGAAGAAUCCGGCUCCGAAUCAGAGAGCGAGCAGCAACAGCAAAAGACGACAACUGCGCCGCCAAAGGCAACAUCGUUCCCUAAAUUCAAUUCGAACAUCAGCAAAGCCGAUCUUGAGCGACGGAGGCAGGAAGCGCAAGCUUUGCGCGCCCGCGAAGCCGAGUUAGCACAAAAAGCACAAGAGGGCUUUGAGACGGCUUCUGAGAGUGGAGAGUCUGGUAGCGAGGAAGGAUCAGAGUCGGAAGAUGAUGAAGAGGAGGAGGAAUCAGAAGAUGAAGCUCCGACUCGCAAAUUUGUGGCGCCAACUUUCGUCUCAAAAGCACAACGCAAGAACAUUGCCCCACCAAAGCCCGCUGAAGAGGAUGCUAUCGCCGAGGAAGAGCGCAGACGUCAAGAAAAGGCCGACGCUCUACUCCAAGCACAAAUAGAAAAAGAUGCGGCUGCGCGAGCGGCAGGACGCAGAGCAUGGGACGACGAAGAUCCAGACGCCAUAGAAGACGUCGACGACACCGACGGCCUAGAUCCAGAAGCUGAGCUCGCAGCCUGGAAACUACGUGAAUUGCGCCGCGUAAAACGAGAGCGCGAGGCCAUCGAAGAAGCUGAAAAGGAAAGAGAAGAAAUCGAACGACGACGCAACUUGACGGCCGAACAAAGAGAAGCCGAAGAUGCCGCUCACAUUGCUGCUCAGAAAGAAGAGAAGGAGGGCAGAGGUCAAGCAGGUUUCAUGCAAAAAUACCAUCACAAGGGUGCCUUUUUCCAGGACGACGAAGAGUUGGCAGAGAUCUCUAAACGCGAUAUUAUGGGCGCCAAAUUCCAGGACGAUUCUGGCAAUCGCGAAAUAUUGCCUCAAUACAUGCAAAUUCGCGACAUGACAAAAUUGGGCAGAAAGGGAAGAACGAAAUACAAGGAUCUCAAGGCGGAAGAUACUGGACGCUGGGGUGCCGAGGAGGACAGAAGAGGUGGAGGACCUGGCUACGGCGGUGACAGAUACAGAGACAAGGAAGGAGCGACCGGUGCGAAUGCAUCUGUCGUAGGCGAAAGGAGAAGGAGAGAUGAUGACCGUGGUGGACGCGAUGAGAAGAGACCGCGCUACGAUUGA
Messenger RNA from Aureobasidium pullulans EXF-150, 1191 nucleotides. RefSeq lists its product as uncharacterized. The transcript has a single exon. Gene Ontology annotation, cellular component: U2-type spliceosomal complex. Gene Ontology annotation, biological process: mRNA splicing, via spliceosome. NCBI's taxonomy places the organism in Eukaryota, Fungi, Ascomycota, Dothideomycetes, Dothideales, Saccotheciaceae. Bases 1 to 1191 code for a protein of 396 amino acids. Gene Ontology annotation, molecular function: RNA binding. The record is from RefSeq and is a predicted model, not a curated record.